Messenger RNA from Solea senegalensis (Senegalese sole), 6669 nucleotides. RefSeq names its product sperm flagellar 2 (gene spef2). Gene Ontology annotation, cellular component: sperm midpiece; manchette. Gene Ontology annotation, biological process: sperm axoneme assembly. Gene Ontology annotation, molecular function: protein binding. Lineage: Eukaryota; Metazoa; Chordata; Actinopteri; Pleuronectiformes; Soleidae. Bases 378 to 5414 code for a protein of 1678 amino acids. The transcript is spliced from 37 exons. The record is from RefSeq and is a predicted model, not a curated record.
UGAACAAACUCGUCGGGCAGCCCCGUUGACAUGUCACCAUGGCAACACUGCACCGCAGGGAUUUCCUCGUAUCUCGCCUGUUUCAGUUGGUUUAUUAGCGAGCUGACGAGUUAAGCGAGGAAACAUGUUGGGAGUAUGUUACAUGAGUUGAGGAAAAACGUUAAAGCAGAGCUAAACGGGGGGAACACAGGACAGAAUUAAUGCAACACCACCGGACGCUAACUGUCGCAAAUAACAACAAAACAACAUAAAGAUGAAAGACUUCUGCUGUCUCAGAUAAAAGGAUCCGUUUUCCGGCUGAGGAGAACCAGGAGACGAGUCAAAGGGAACAGAGGAAGGUGCUAAUGUCACUUUACGGAUGCUGACUACCAUAAAAGAUGUCGGAUUUAUUGUGCAGGUGGUUGAACGAGCUCCGACUGACAAAAGUUGUUGAGCCAAAGACUAUAGCCAAAGAAUUUUCCACUGGAUACCUAAUUGGAGAGGUUUUGCACAAAUAUCAAUUGCAGAAUGAUUUCCACUUGUUUACGAGGAAAGACACCUCCAUCUCCAAAGUGAAUAAUUAUACCCGCCUUGAGCCUACUAUCCAGUUACUGGGCAUCUCCUUUGACGUAAACACAGCACAGGAGCUGAUGCAGGAGAAGCAGGGCGUCGCCUCACGUCUCCUUUACCAACUCUACACUGCACUUGAAAACAAGAAGAAAGCAGAGAUGACUGGUACCAUGAUGGAAAUCAUGCAGCCAGCAGCGAUUGCCGGCCUGCACAAAAAGCUGCAUAACAAGUACACUGAUAGACUACAUCAGGUGGUGAAACGGGAUGCAGAUAUGAAGCUGCAGAAGAUUACUCAGCAUUAUGAGGAAACAUUUCAGCAACUGAAAAACAGGGCUGUCCCGAUCCAUCACAUCCAGCAAAAGAGCUCGCUCAAAGUCCAGAAUGAGAGAACAAAGAAUAUUGAGAAGUUGCCCCGUCAGAAGUUCAUUGGCAUCAUGUCUUCUAACCAGGCCGCACCUGUUCAGGUGCCCAAGCCACCGCCCUACGCUAAACAACUGCACCUGAAGAAGAGACGACUGCAACAGCAGCAGCAGCAGCAACACAAAGAACGACAGGCACAGACGGUCCAGAAUGAAAUAUACCUGUUUGAGUCAAACAGAAAGAAACUGCUUACUGCUGGCGUUCCUUCCUCCUCAAGUAGUCUGCCCAUCGCUGGCUAUGUUCUGACUUCUGGCAGUGGCAGUGGCUUUGAGGAGCAUGGAAGUGGAAGUCAGUUCAUGUUGCAGCCCAAUAGCAAGUAUAUGCAGGAGCUCCGACAGAAGCUGGAGGAGAAUGCUGCAGCUCGCAAGCAGAGAGAUAAAAGGCGAGAUAGAUUCCUGGUGGAGCAGCUCAGGGCCCACGAAGCUCAAGAGGAAGCAUGGCGGAAUGAGCAGCUGGUGAAGCGUCUGACGCGUCAGACUCAGCAGGAACUGCGUUUGGCAACUCAGCUCCUGCAAAUUCGCGUGCAGAAGGAAGUGAUUCGGCAGAACCGCCUCUUCAGAGAGCAGCAGUACCAGCAGCGGAGGGAGCGGGACUAUCAGGAGGCUCUGCAGAGAGAGGCGGCUCUGGCUCAGCAGGUCAAGCUGGACCAUGCAGAUGAGAUCAGGAAGGAGUUUGAGUUCUUUAACAAGAUUGUUGCUGAGCGAGCGCAGCGCAAAUACGAGAAGCACUUUAACAGCUGCAAGGACAUUAUUGAGCAGAUGUUGGACUUGGCCACCAAGAUUGGAGAGUUUCGACUGAUCACUGAAAAUCUGAUUCCAGAGAAGCUGAUGAGGGAGUGGAAAGAAUUGUUUUUGAGUGGGUUUCCUCUCUACGAGCCGAUUACGGACCCACUGCCCGGAUUGGAGUCAUCUACCCCAGUAGACCCUGUGGAUAUUAAGAAGCAGGAGCUACUUAACAACCAGGAAUAUGAUGAAUACACUAACAUGGUAUGUGAUUGGAUAUGGCCAAAGGAAGCAGGGGAGACCAAAUCACCCCCAACCAACAACAACAUUCUUGGACAUGUCAUACAGCGACUGAGGAACAUUGCUUAUCCAAUCAUCGAGAAACCCAGCACACCUCCAUUUCCUCCCUUUAUCCUCAAAGCCUGUGUCCUGGGCAAGUUUUGCUCUGGCAAGACCACCUGCCUGGCCAAGAUCGCCAAGGCACAUGGCAUCAGUUUCCUAUCAGCUGACACACUGGUUGAGGAAAUGCUGAAUGCUUACCAUAAUGAAGAGGAGAUGUCUACUCUGGCCGCAAAGGGAGCGGCAGCAGAGGAAGAGCUGAAAAAAGGUCAUGGAAUUCCUAAUGAGCUGUUAGUAGACAUUAUAGUAGAGGCUAUCAGGCAAGUUCCACCAGAGUCAGGUUGGAUCCUGGAGGGAUUUCCAGUGGACAUCACUCAGGCCCACCUACUAGAAAAAGCCCUGGGAGGAUCUGUCGAAGUAGUGAAUGAAAUGGAAAAAAGCAGAACAGACCUUGUCAUGGAUCCUGAUCCACCCAAACCUAAGCCUCCUCCAGAUCCUGUUUUGGAUCUGGUUCUGCUGCUGGAUAUUCCAGACGAUGUCGUGAUCAGACGAGCAUUCAGUCACGCAGUUGGUGCAAAUACAGAUACUGCUGCUGAUACAACCCACAAUCCCUCAGACAAAAAUGUGUAUCUGGCACAGAUUCCACACAGGAUCACAGCUUUUCAAGAUACAUGGCCAAAACUUGAGAAAUGGUUUGGCACAAAGCAAAAUAUUCUGGUCCAUGUUGAUGCCAAUGUAGAUGAGGAGGUGCUCUGCAAGAGGGUGGAGUCUGUCCUGCAGUGCUACGUAAUGGCAGAGCAUAAAGCAUCCAUUACACUACCGGGGGACCAUCCUCCACCCGUCUCUGAUAACUCUGCAGGCCUCAAAGAUUCCUCUUCCAGCCUUAAAAAGAACAAAAUAUCACCAAGUGUGGAAUCACCUCCUAAAUCCAACACACACUCCCUCAGAGGGCGUUCUGAAAAGACAUCACCUUCCUCAGUGACCAAUGGAGCUCACAAGGAUCAAGCUAAACCUUCUUCUCCCCAUUCACUUCCACCCAACUGGGUCUAUGUGGAUGAACGGCUGCCUCCAGAAAUCCCAGAGUAUCUGUGUUCCCAUUGGGACAAAUUAUGUGUGUCUUAUGUGAAAGGCAUAAAGACAGUGAUGCAGCAGCUGCGCUCACAAACAGCUGUCAUUUGCCAUCACCUCUACAACAUCAGGGAGGAGUUCAAGCAUAAGCUGUGGCGUUCAGACGUGAAGCAGGAGUUUGUGUCCGAGUGGCAGACGGACUUCAACAGCAUAUCCGAUGACAUGAGAGAAGACGAGGAAACCAAAGCGGAGCUACAUCUGAGACUUGAUGAGCUGCAUGAACGUUUGCGCGACAUCAGUAACAAGCGCAAGGAGCAGAAUGAGAAAGAGAGGUCGUCUCUGAUGCACAGUGGCUGGCUGGAGGAUCACACUGCCAUUAUCAUCAGACACCACACUGCUUUCAUACAGGUGGAAUUGGGCCGUUUUCAGGAGACCGUCUCUGUUCUUAGGGUGUACUAUUUCAGCAUGCGCAAAGAGAUGCUGCUUGAGCCACCCUCCAACUUUGUCUGUAUCCCCCUACUGGGCAAAUCAGAAGUGAAGGACCAGGGCGAGAGUACUGAGCCGGCGGACACAGGUCAUCAAAAUGACGAAGAGAAAAAGAAGAAACCUAAAUUUCUCCAGUUCAUAUCCAAACAGCCCGACCCCCCAGGAAGGGUCUCCAAGGUGCAAGAACAGUGUCACACAGAACCAGUCAAGCCAACUCUUGAGAAAUUUAUCUCUGACUAUGACGAGGCAGUCGGAGCCAUCACCAAAUUGGUGUUAGCGGAAACCAACCAGGGGGAGACAAAAGAGCAGAAGGAGAAACCACAGGAAAAGGAGAAGGAAAAAGCCACCACAGAUUCUGGCAAAAAGAAAAAAGGAAAACAGUCAUCAAAAGACCAGAAAGUUCCAGGUCCACCAAAAACAUCUCUGACUCCCAGUCCUGUAGAGUCUGAUGGUAAAAGGUCAGAGGAGACUUUCGAUAAAAAAGUCAGAAACAAAUCACAAAAGGAGUAUGCAGCUGUACUGGAUCACGAGGAGAAUGCAGCAAAGGUGCGAAUUGCACUGGUGAAAGGCCAUGGUGUGGCGAAUGUGAAGCAUCUGCAGAGCAGAGCACACAAGGCCUUUAGCGACAUGGACAAGUGGUUAAAAGAAUACUACCAUGCAGAAAUGAAGAGUAUUGACCAAUUAAUAGAAGUUGCCCGGCAUCACAUUGAGACUGGUGCUAGGCUGCACAAUGAGCUGGUGUUGACAUUUACUGACUUCUACCUGAAUGGAGACUGCCUCAUGGUGACGAGUCAGCCUCGCCUUCCACAUCCACCCCCUCUGGAGACAUCCACACCGUGCACCCCGACCGUCACGCAGCUGGUGUCCCUCUACCUGCAGCUCUGCCACGUUGCUCCAUCAGGCUUCAUGUCCAGUUUUGAGUUUUCCAAUUUGCUUAGGGAUAUCACUUGUGUAGAUAUGAGCAGAAACCCCUUGCCUGAGUUGUGGAUUAACCUGACCGAAAGACAGCUGAUGGAGAUUGUGACCCCGCUCACGGACCAAUAUGAGCUGAUUGACUGGCGAUGGUUUCUGCUCAGUGCUGCCCUUCCGUGGCCUUUUCCCUCGUUAACGCAGCUGCUUGUCGUGCUGCAACAUUUCAAAGCGGAGGAUCCCGAAAACACCGGCUUCAUCGAUAGGGAGCAGUACCUACAGACAGAAUUGUGGUUUGCCAGGGAGAGUGUCCAGCCUGCCACAGACGAUCCCCCCGAACCUCUUCCUUUUGACCGCCUGUCUUACCUUCGCAAGUUCUUUUUCCAGUUGUUUGCGGACCAUUCUGUCUCUCCACCUCAACUGGACUAUGUGUCCAUGCUGCAGUAUUUUGCUGCUGACCCUGUUCCCAGACAGGCCUUCAUUAGAGCACUCAGUGUAAGGGUUGGACAAGUGCUUGAACAAUCCACAGAGGGCAAGCUUGUCAAGUCUAUGCCCAGUAUAAAGGACGACACAGAGCUCAGCCGCUCACAGUCUGUUGGAGUGAGCGAAGAUAUUCUCGAGGGUCAGAGAGUGUCCAUGCCUGCUCUGCUUGCUGUCAUCUGCCACAAAAUCACCAAGACAAAAGACAACAAAGUCCGUCCUCCUGGCUGCCCGAGUGAAAAGGAGCACACCGAAAAACUGGUCGACAUUUUCAGUGAGCUUGGCUACGAGCCGGAGGACAGUGUCCCCUUCUCCACACUGUCUCAGCAUCCUUUCAUCCAGAGCCUGAUGGAGACAUCGACACAUUACCAGCUUGUAAAAAUCCAUGAGAUACUGCUGCCUGAUCAGGGUGAAGGUUGCAUUCAAGACAACAAUAACUGAGACCAAAUCAUGACCAAGGUCAGAGGGAACUGAGACUAUGGGACAAGACCAAAACUCGAAGGGGCCUAAAGUGAUGAGGAAGGAAUGACAAAUAAGAAGAAGGCAGAAAUGCUACAGAUGCUAACAGGUGUAAAACACCAAAGAAGAAGAAGAAGAAGACUUUUAGUAACUGAGACCGAGUUAAGACCAAGACCCAUCCUCUGGAGUAUAAACAGUAUGUUAAUAUAUAUAUAUAUACACGCAUAUAUAAACAUAUAUGUAUACAUACUGUAAUAUGAUCAUUUUACAGAUUAAUACUAAAUUUAUUUAUUUACUGAAAAUAAUAGCAAUGCGCUGAAGUAGCAAACUUCACUGGAUGUUGAGGAAUUAUAAAUUACUGUGGGCAUAUUUUUUUGCGUUAUGUUAAGCAGAACUGCGCUUACUAGUAUGCUCUUCUUUCACUCUGUACCAGUGUAAGGUAUUUCCCUUACUAUGAAAGUUCCUUACGUUUAUUUGCCACAAUUCAAAUAAAAGUGAUUUAAUUUGAAAUGAAAAAAAGAUUUCACAUCAGUGAUAUCCGUGAUCGGCCACUACUGCAUCAAUAACCUGACUGCACUGUAGUCGGAAACACUUGAAAGAGUUUAUUAGUCUAGAGCCGGCUCUGCUCAGCACACUGAUAACACACACAGUGCACAAAGAUUUGAGAGGGUUGUAAUAUUUGAUCUGUAACUCUGUAUGUAAUCUCAAAAUUAGCAAUGGUAAUGUAAUCCUCGUCCAUAGACCGUGUAUCUUUUUGCGUAAUAAGUCACGUCUGUCGAGUGAGGUAGCUGUAACGUGGUGUCUAGUGUUUUAUCUGUGUGUUUUAUUUUGGACCGUGUUAUGCAAAUCAAGCCUGUUUGGUUUAGGAAAGCACACACAGCAAACACACAGCUCUGUCUUGUCUCCAUAAUCCUAAUUUGACUUUGUGUACAGGGAGUAGGUGAGGGGCAGCAGCUGUUCUCAUGUUUUCCAAAUUCCAAUCACAUAACGAAUAGUUAUCAUGGUCUUGAUUUAAAAUGCCCUGACCGAUAUGACGUACGCGCUGCGACGGGAUCUUGUGACAGAGACCAGUGUCUCAAUCAUGUUACAACACUAGCCAAGGGGAGACUAAAAAGAUAAAAGAUGAGAUGUGUACAAUACUUGCUAGUGUGGCCAUUUUAAAGUAUUCUCAUUGUCUGUAUAUGUUUAAAUAUUUGCUUAUUACGGUAUUAAAUAAAUGCCUCAUUUUUGAUCAUAA